AUGGGCGGCAUGCUUUCUGGACUGGAUCAGAGGGUCAUCUCUGGUGCCUUGUUGUACAUGCCAGAUGAAUUGCACCUCAGCACUUCUCAGGCGAGCUUGACCAGGUCCGCAGUCCCACUAAGUGCCACCGGUGGUGCUGUGAUGCUCGGUCCAAUCAAUGAGUGCGUUGCUGGAGCUAUCAAUUUUGGCAUGAUUGUUGCGCAAGGGUCAUUCUCGGAAUGGGGCUGGGGCCUCGAAGGAGACAUGGUGCCUGUUUACGUCACUAAGCCGGUCGAAAGGAGACAUCAGAGCAACAUGGUCAGUCUUUACCGGUUCGUGAUUGCUUUUGGUGAAGUCGUUGGAUAUGUGGUCGCAGCAGUCUUCGCGACAUCCCCUCUGGAUCCUGGAGAUAUGCACGACUCUUGGUUGGUGUUUCGCAUCAUAAUGCUCAUCGGAAUAGUAUUCAUGCCCGAAUCGUCUCGUAUGGCGAAGGACAAGGGCAAGACUCUCGAAGCAUUUAGGGUGUGGAACACAUUCAAGGGCUGGAGAACACCGAAGAUCGAAAGGAAUUCUCCAUCAUGCAUGAUCAUUGCCCUGGAACAGUUAACCAGCAUCAACGCCAUCAUGUACAACAUGUCGACAUUGACAUCUCAAAUCGGCUUCGACCGAAAACAAUCAGUCUUUAUGUUUCGGGUGGAUGGUGAGCCCCUUUUCCUGGGAAUAAUCGGCCGUCGAUUCGGGCCAACAUGA
Rhinocladiella mackenziei CBS 650.93 is the source of this 729-nucleotide messenger RNA. RefSeq lists its product as uncharacterized. NCBI's taxonomy places the organism in Eukaryota, Fungi, Ascomycota, Eurotiomycetes, Chaetothyriales, Herpotrichiellaceae. The transcript has 2 exons. Gene Ontology annotation, molecular function: myo-inositol:proton symporter activity. Gene Ontology annotation, biological process: transmembrane transport. Bases 1 to 729 code for a protein of 242 amino acids. Gene Ontology annotation, cellular component: membrane. The record is from RefSeq and is a predicted model, not a curated record.